This is a messenger RNA of Cyphellophora europaea CBS 101466, 459 nucleotides long. RefSeq lists its product as uncharacterized. Bases 1 to 459 code for a protein of 152 amino acids. Gene Ontology annotation, molecular function: RNA binding. Lineage: Eukaryota; Fungi; Ascomycota; Eurotiomycetes; Chaetothyriales; Cyphellophoraceae. The transcript has a single exon. The record is from RefSeq and is a predicted model, not a curated record.
AUGACGGAUGUAUCGACCCGGCCUAACAGUACCGUCUAUGUCGGCGGCCUAGACACCAAGCUUGUCACAGCCGCCACCCUCUCAGAGACUUUCAUCCCGUUUGGCGAGAUCGCCAACAUUUCGCUUCCCAAGCCCGAAGCGCCAUCAUCUACGGACGUGCAUCGAGGAUUCGGCUAUGUCGAAUUCGAGGAGGCCACUGACGCUAAGGCGGCGGUCGACAAUAUGGACCAGAGUGAACUUUUUGGACGGGUCAUAAAGGUUGCCAUGGCGAAACCUGACAGACGCGAGACGAACGAGCCGAGUCUAGCCAGUACGACAGCUGUCUGGGAGCAGGAGGGCUACCUUUCGAAGUAUGGACAGGAGGACCGGACAGCAAUGCAGCUCGAUGCGAACGAGAAGACGGAUGAUCCUAUGCAGGCACUGGAAGACCUCGAUGUGGCAGGACCGAAGCCGGUGUGA